AUGGUUGUAUCGGUUUUGCGAUUUAUGAUGAAUUUAUUUUUGUAUCCAUUCGCACUCGCUUUUCUAUUAUUUUACCGUAUCUUACAAUGGUCUGGUCUAAAAGCAAUGAACUAUGAUUUCCAUAAUGAAAUUGUACUCAUAACUGGAUCAGCACGUGGCGUUGGUAGACAAAUUGCACUUGCGUUUGCUCGUUCAGGUGCAUCGCUAGCAUUGUGGGACAUAGACGAUAUUGGCAACCGCGAAACACUUCAAAUGUGUUUAUCAUUAGGUAUACAUGUACGGUGUUACCAUGUUGACAUAACAAAGUAUAACGAUGUUCAUUUACAUGCUGAACGCGUUCGAAAAGAGUUAGGAAAUGUUACUAUUCUAGUGAAUAAUGCUGGUCAUUUUAGUGGUAAAACAUUUUUACAAGAAUCCGAAACAGAUAUUGAACAGACGUUCUCAUGCAAUAGUCUAUCUUGUAUAUGGUUAACAAAAUUAUUUUUACCCUAUAUGUUAGAUAUUAAUUAUGGACACAUUGUCAUUGUUUCGAGUAUACUCGGUCUAGAACCAACGCAUGGGCCGAUAACAUAUGCCGCAUCAAAAUUUGGCUCCGUUGGUUUUAGUCAAUCGUUGAUCUAUGAACUAAAAUCUAUAAAUUCAGAUACCAAAGUGAACGUUCACUGCAUAUGUCCAUAUUUUAUCACAACAACAAUGUUCAAUGGUUUCAAACCAAAACUACAAUUUUUAAUUCCUGCAUUAGAUGCGAGUUAUGUUGCUAUACAAACACUUGAUUCGAUUGCAUGGAAUAGACAAUUAGUUAUACUACCAUAUCGGCUGAAAUAUAUAACAUUUCUAAGCCAUGUGCUACCAAAAUGGUUAAAAAAACAAUUAAUGUUUUAUGUUGCCGGACAGAAACCAUUAGACAUGUUUGUUAAUAAACAGAAAAGAGAUUAUAUGUCAUAG
This is a messenger RNA of Didymodactylos carnosus, 945 nucleotides long. NCBI's taxonomy places the organism in Eukaryota, Metazoa, Rotifera, Eurotatoria, Philodinida, Philodinidae. The record is from the annotation of a GenBank genome assembly.